AUGAACUUGGUCCCUUAGUUAAAUCUUGAGCUUCAACCAUUUAACAAUCAAUAAGUGCCUCUUUUAUUACACUCUGAAAAAGAUAACAUGGAAGAAAAGAGGUCCUUCUUUACAGUCUUGUUUUUCUUGGACAUCUACUCAAUGAUGAAGGUAUUGGAAUCUAGAUAAUUUAGCAUUCUAAAAAAUACUCUCUUGAAAGUGACUAAAUCAAAGAUUUAAGAUAUCAGAAGAGAUCUCUCAAAUUACAUGAAUAGUUUUCUUGUUAACUAUAAAAGAACGGUAAACUCAUACAAUCGCUUUUAUUUUUCUUUCUGUGUAAAUAUUCGUUAUCAUAUUAGCUCCCCUUUUUAAAGAUAGCUCUGUAUGCCUUGGUUAAUUAAAACUGUAAUUGAUUAUAUCCAGAGUAAGCAUCGUAAUGAAAAUGAGGCAAUCUAUUUAAUUUUGUCGGUUUUAUUUCUCAGAAUCAUAAACAUUUUCACUUAAGCACACUCCCGAAGGAUGAUUCUUUGUAUCGGUUAUGAUGCUAUGUCAGUAGUCAGUAUGGAAGUAAUGAGAAAAUGUUUACGAAUUUCAUUAUUGAGUGCUACAGAAUGGUCGAGUGGAGAGAUAACAAAUUUGAUCUAAGUGGAUGCUCAGAAACUCAUCCUAAUUACUAGUUAAAUUUCAAGUGUGCUAAUGAUACCAUUGUAACUUGGAAUCAGUUUAUAUUUAAUGUAUAGUAUGAUUGGUCUUUCAUUUUUGAUCGGGUGUACAAUCAUAUUGAUAAUGAUACUUUUUAAUAUCUUUACAGGAAAGUAAAUCAUAAAAUCAUAAAGGACAUUAUUAAAGGAUAAAGACGAAAGAACAAAAAUAGCUAAUGAAAUAUUUUCUUCAAUUAAAUUUAUCAAAAUUAAUGCUUUAGAAGACCACUUUUUGUCCAAAGUAUCAAAAGCAAGAGGAAAGGAGAUUAAUAGUAUCAAAAAUAGACUCUAUUAUUAAGCUGUCAAUAUAUUUUCUGUAUGGCUGACACCCUAGUUAAUUUUGAGUAUGACAUUUGGAUUAUAUGUCUAUCUGGGGCAUUAAUUAAAUCCCAGCACUACUUUUGCUAUCAUAAGUCUAUUUUAGAUCUUGCAAUAACCUUUGCUUCAAUUACCAAUAGCAAUAAAUUCCUUGAUAGAGGCCAUGCUUUCAUUGAAAAGAAUAUCAAAAUUUUUAGACACCAAAGAUCUGAUGACUAAUUACACCCUACAGUAGCAGUUGAUGUAUAAAAUGGGAUAUUUUACUGGAACAACUACCUCAAUGGUUCUGUAAAAUUAAAUUAUGAUAUUGAAAAUCAAAAUCAGGGGAAUUGAUGAUGUUAAGGAGAAGUUUAAAGUAAAUUAAUAAGAAUCGCCAAUAUUAAAAAACAUAAAUUUGAAGAUUGAGCCUGGGAAAUUUGUUUCCAUAAUAGGAGAUGUAGGUUCUGGAAAGACUUCAUUGUUAUAGGCACUUUUGGGGGAAAUGGUAUACAUUGAGGGGAAUAAUUCACCUAGAAUAAAACUAAAUGGGAAAUUAGCAUAUGUUAGUUAGAAACCUUGGAUAUAAAAUGCAACGGUGAUGGAUAAUAUUAUAUUUGGUAAAUAGUUUAACUAGCAAUAAUAUGAAAAUGCAAUCUAUUAUUCUUGUUUAACUUAGGACUUGCAGAUUUUGAUUAAUGGAGAUUAAACUAUGAUUGGAGAAAAGGGAAUCAAUUUAUCAGGUGGUCAAAAGGCGAAGAAUCAGUUUGGCUAGAGCUAUUUAUAGUGA
Molecule: messenger RNA, 1764 nt
Organism: Paramecium tetraurelia
Lineage: Eukaryota; Ciliophora; Oligohymenophorea; Peniculida; Parameciidae
Exons: 4
Biological process (GO): transmembrane transport
Cellular component (GO): membrane
Molecular function (GO): ABC-type transporter activity; ATP binding; ATP hydrolysis activity
Source: RefSeq, a predicted model, not a curated record